CCUAUUCAAAAGCGCCAGUCGCUCAGAACAGUCCUAACACUGACAUCGUUUCCAUAUUCCUAUCGAAAAAAAAAGAGCACCAAAGCGGUCUCAUGCAGGUCGAAUCAUGUCGUUUGCAGUGUUUGUGCGAAACGUAACCGAUGAACCAGUGCGAGAAUGAGUGUACGAAAUGGGUGUCCGAUUGUGGCGGUCCUUCUUUGUGCUUCUAUGGGUGUAUUUUUUUGGGAUAAAGCUCGGGAGAGGAGACACGAUAUGUGACUUGAAGGGUUGCAAUUGCACCGUAAAGGUGGCCAAGUGGAAGAGUGUUAAUUGCUCUCUGAGCGGAGUUCAGGAACUGAGACUGGAUUUGUACCGAAUACCUCUCGAAACCGUCGAUGUGUUCAUCACUGGCGGCGAAAAAAUAGCCUUGGGUCCAAAAUCGUUCGACCGGAUGGAGGGUUUGGCCCUUCUUCACAUAGAAGGCACUCGUUCUGUUGUGAUGGAAAAAACAUCGUUUCGUAACGUAACUACUCCUAGUCUAAUAAUUCAAAUCCAAAACUGUGAUCAAUUAAGCAUAAAGACUGGUGCAUUCGACAAUGUGCAGAGUUCCAUAGAAGUUGAAAUUGUUCGAUGUGGUUCAGUAAAUGUGGAAAAGACGGCGUUUGGGAAACUGAAAAGUGCCCUUUUUAGAGAAAUCGAGGAAUUAGUGUUAGCUACGGAGACUUUUGAAUUUAAAAAUCAGGGCAGUAUUGGACGGCAUGGCCCCGUCACCACUAUUUUCUUUGACAGUGUGAAAAUAGCAACAAUACCGUCACGGACUUUUUUCUCGAGUUUAGCUGACGUAACAUUUCGUAAUUCCCACAUCAACGAAAUAAAGACGGAAGCAUUCUCGGCGAACCAAAUUUCUUCAAUCACAUUUUCCAAUUCAUCAAUCGAUUACAUCGACAGCAACUCAUUCAUAAGUCGGACCCUAAUUUACAACUUCAAACUCCAAAAAUGUACAAUUAAACAAAUCCGAGAAGGGGCUGUCAUGUCCGCCAUAACGAACCUAACUGUUCAACAUUCCAAUAUAACAGAAAUUCAGAGCGGAGCCAUCAACAGCACCGUGGCUAAAGUCGACAUCUCUGACAACGCCAUCAGAAAUCUCCAUUCUUCAGGUCUUAGUUUCAACAACUGGAACAAAAUCUCAUUCGACCAUAACAUCGUCUUCAAGUUAAACUCGCACUCGAUCCAAGCUCCGGUUAAUCCGGACGUUAUCGAAUUCUCAUUCACCGGAAACGAAAUCUUCAAAUUCUCUCCAAGUGCCUUAAGUUUCGUGCCAGAUUUAGACGACCACGUCUUUGUAUUUAAAGACAAUUUCUUCGAACAAACGUGCCAUUGUACUUUAGACGAAUGGAUCGUCGAACUCAUAAAUGCCAACAUUACGAGCAAAAUUAACAAAAUUGCCAACAACACGUUCUGUAGAAUCACCGAUUUUUUAUCGCAAUGUUUCGAGUUGAAAGUCGGGGUUAUUAAUGUGAAAAAUUUCACACAACUCGUCUGUAACUCAAACUACACGGUUAUCUGUGAGCCUUAUAAAGGAGAAACGAAAAUUGUCAAUACCACAAUUGCGAUUUUCACCGAUCUUGAUUCAGUAACUCCAACCAAUUGGUUGACUGUUAUCAUAACCACAACUUCGAUCCUUAUUCUGCUCGUCAUUGUCACUUCUACCAUAAUGUUGAUUAGAGGAAGUCGCUGGUUGAAACGCAAAGGUUACUUCCGCAAAAUCCAAUACAACCAAAACAAUGAACACAGUAAUGAUGAAGAAAAUACGAUUGAAACAGUAGAUGAAGGAGACAAGCUUGAUAUUUCCGAGGAUUUAACUAUGGAGUUGCUCCAAGAUUUGUCGAAAAAACUCGACGACCCUUUAACCCAUCAAGAAGCCUCAGAAAUGAUCGAGCAACUCUACCAAAAAUACAUCCACAACAUGGGUUCCGAAAACAACAACCAACAAGACGACGAAGCCCACUUAUACGAAGAGUUGGGGAACUUGCAAGCUAGCGAAUCCAACAAGCAACAAAGCGGUCCGCGCAGUAUUCUCCGAUUGAUGGAAGAGAAAUUCAACACCCAAUUUGAAGACAUUGAUGCUGAUGAUCGACCUGCCCUCGCCGGCGAAUACUCCGAACCGUCGGAUGCUGCCGUUCACCUUUAUUCAGAAUUACGCCAAAACAAAGACGAAAGUGAGAAUAAAGAUUCGCUAAAGUCGCGAGGUUCAAGUAAUAUGGCGUUCAGGCCGUUGCCGGAUAAACCAGGAUCGUCAAAAAUGUUGUAGUGAUCUCGAGAUAUAUUCCAGACAAUCAGUGCCUCGUGAAAUUGAGAUGUAGCUGUGAUAAUGUACAGUUAGUGUGUGGCAACGCAAUUGUCGUUGUUUACGUGUAUAUUUUGUAAUUUUAUUUUGAUUUUACGUAAAUAGUAUUUUAUAUUAACGAUUACUUGCGUUGUAUAGUUUAUGUUAUCGGCAACAUUUUUAUCAAGUUACUUAUAUUCUUUUUGCCAUGUGAAAAGAAGUGUAAGGAAUUUAUAUUAUGAAAUAUAUUGAUGACAAAUU
Tribolium madens (black flour beetle) is the source of this 2566-nucleotide messenger RNA. RefSeq lists its product as uncharacterized. Lineage: Eukaryota; Metazoa; Arthropoda; Insecta; Coleoptera; Tenebrionidae. The record is from RefSeq and is a predicted model, not a curated record. The transcript is spliced from 5 exons. The coding region runs from base 170 to 2290 and encodes 706 amino acids.